Molecule: messenger RNA, 1125 nt
Organism: Serpula lacrymans var. lacrymans S7.9
Lineage: Eukaryota; Fungi; Basidiomycota; Agaricomycetes; Boletales; Serpulaceae
Exons: 7
Coding region: 1-1125 (374 amino acids)
Biological process (GO): proteolysis
Molecular function (GO): aspartic-type endopeptidase activity
Source: RefSeq, a predicted model, not a curated record
AUGCUUCUGGCAGCCAUUGUAACUUUUUCCACUCUACUUAUCCUAGCCUUGGCUCUCCCUCAGCUGGAUGGCGUCCCAGUUUCUCUCAGGAAGAGGUCUAGUCUGUACGAUUCCGAGGGGUCUAUUGAUUUGGAUGCUGUUCCACUUUCUUCACUAUCCUUCGAGCCACUAUUCACCACAAAAAACUUCAGGAAGAUAAGGCAAGGGUAUGCAGCCUAUGAAGAGAACACUGGUGUCGUUCCCCUUAUCGACUAUCAUAAUGUUUGGUAUGGGAACAUCUCGGUUGGUAGCCCUGCGUCUGUGUGUGCAGUUGACUUCGAUUCUGCUGGCAACUUUUUCCUUGUGGCUGGAUCCGGGUCGACCUGCGAUGGGCACAACGAAUACAAUCCGAACUUAAGUUCCAAAAGUACACGUCUGGGAGACGCGUUUACUAGUCAAUUAUUUGGUGAGAACUAUACGAUUUCCGGGGAGAAAUAUUCUGACACUGUCACCAUUGCCGGGUACACCGCUAAGACUCAAAAUAUAAGUGUCGUAGAGAAAUACUCUGGCGCCUUCUGCCAAAAUGAUCACACUCCUCAUAACUUUAUAGGCUUGGCUUUCAAGGCUAGGCCGGGUGUAUCGGUACAAUCUGACACUCCUAUCAUUGAAACACUUGUCACAGAAGUGAACCACGAGCUAUACAAAGGUCAAUUCACUUACACAUCUGUUGUCAGUGAUGGGUUUUGGCAAGUCAACGUAGAUGGUCUAAACGUCGGUGGCAAGCGAAUUAUCAACGGCGUGGUUGGUCUCAUCGACACUGCAACUACAGUUAUUCUCGCCAACACCUCCAAUGUCAGUCAGUUUUACAACGCUAUUAAUGGAACGGAUGUCGGCGGUGGUUUGUACACCUUGCCCUGUCGUUCCAUGCCCACCGUCAGCGUGACACUAGGUGGUACUACGUUUGCACUGUCCAAAGAUACAUUCGAUCUUGGUCCCUACGACUCCAGCGGAGAGACUUGUGUGGGAGUUAUUUCAGCUCAUGAUGAUGUCGGAGAUGUAUGGGUACUAGGCGAUACCUUUCUGCGGAAUGUCUACACUGUUUUCGAUGUUGGAAAUGCACGAGUGGGCUAUGCCAAACUUGCCUGA